AGUUUAUCAAUCUGAAAAAUAUUAGGAAUUUGGUAUUAUUGGAUUGACCUUUAGGAUUUUGAGCUGGAAUCUUUCUUGUUUAGAUUCAAGAAUGGCGAAAGUGAGACAUUCUCGAUUCACAGCGAAGAAAAGGUUGACAGUAACACUUGUAUUAUCGAUCUUGUUUAUGUUAACAAUCGUUUUGUUGAUGCUUUUGGGAUUAGGGAUUUUCUCCCUCCCAAUGACCACCGACGAUUCUUCGUCCUAUGAUCUCACUUCUUAUAGACGCAUGGCUUCUGAAAGAGGAAGAUUGGGAAACAGAAGGGAGAAGUGGACUGAAGUCCUUUCUUGGGAACCUAGAGCUUCCAUUUAUCAUAAUUUCUUGUCCAAAGAAGAAUGCGAGUACCUAAUAAAAAUUGCUAAACCUUUCAUGAAAAAGUCCAGUGUUGUUGAUAGCAAAACAGGGAAGAGUAAAGAUAGCAGGGUGCGUACAAGUUCGGGUAUGUUUCUGAAAAGAGGGCAAGAUAAAAUUAUUAGUGAUAUAGAAAAAAGGAUAGCAGAGUACAGUUUCAUUCCUAUAGAGCAUGGAGAAGGUCUUCAAGUUCUCCAUUAUGAAGUUGGACAGAAAUAUGAACCACAUUUUGAUUACUUCGUUGAUGAGUACAAUACUAGACAUGGAGGCCAGCGUUUGGCUACUAUGCUCAUGUAUUUGUCAGAUGUUGAAGAAGGGGGGGAGACAAUAUUUCCAAAUGCCAAGGGCAAUAUUAGCGCUGUUCCAUGGUGGGAUGCAUUGUCCAAAUGUGGCAAAGGUGGUCUUGCUGUGAAGCCUAAGAUGGGUGAUGCAUUGCUGUUCUGGAGCAUGAAACCGGAUGCCACAGUAGAUCCUUCAAGUUUGCAUGGUGGGUGCCCGGUGAUUGUGGGGGACAAAUGGUCCUCUACCAAGUGGAUGCAUGUUAAUGAGUACAAGAAAUGACACCUGGCUACACACGUCAUAGCGGUAUAGUACUGAUAAAAGUGCGAUUCAGAUUCAUGUAACUCUUUACACUGAGGUCCAUUAUUCUUUAAUUUUAUGUAUCUUUUGACCUAAUUUAUAUACAGAUUCAUAUUUGUUUUGGGUGUUUCCCCAUGGUAAUAGUGAGAAAAUGUAGGAGAUAGGAAGAUGGGUGGCGGCCUCUAGAAAUUUAGAAAUUACAUUAUGAAUGAAUACAUCUCAUUACCCAAGGUGGUUUUCUCU
Gossypium raimondii (Peruvian cotton) is the source of this 1213-nucleotide messenger RNA. RefSeq names its product probable prolyl 4-hydroxylase 3. Gene Ontology annotation, biological process: peptidyl-proline hydroxylation to 4-hydroxy-L-proline. The transcript has 8 exons. The record is from RefSeq and is a predicted model, not a curated record. Gene Ontology annotation, cellular component: endoplasmic reticulum. The coding region runs from base 92 to 952 and encodes 286 amino acids. Gene Ontology annotation, molecular function: iron ion binding; L-ascorbic acid binding; procollagen-proline 4-dioxygenase activity. NCBI's taxonomy places the organism in Eukaryota, Viridiplantae, Streptophyta, Magnoliopsida, Malvales, Malvaceae.